UAACUAGAGGCCCAUUGAAGCAUUUCUGGCAUAGCCCCAAAAUGUAUGCUAUAGUUUUUAAGCACCCCGAAAAAAACUGAAAGCAAACUUUGUGCUGUAAGAAAAGAAAGUAUGCAACUGCGUUUAUUUUAAUCGGUGUAAAACAACCUGAACUCAACCUGAACUCCAACCUCCAACUCCAAAUUUUGCAACCCGAAAUUGCGGUCCCAGGUCCUGGCCCGCCCGACGAGAGCAUGCCGUGUCGUCAUCAUCAGCGUUUGAAGCAUUUGAGCCUGCGGCAUCAGCGCAAACACCAGCACACGCACCACCAGAACAAUCCGCUCCACUACCAUGCCCACCAUCUGCAUCAGCUGCCCACGGAUCUCAAGGGUAAAUCCAACAACAAUCUCACAGCAAAGUCAACAGCAACUGCAACUGCAACUGCAACUGCAACUGCUUCAACUACUACCAAUAUUAUCCACAACAUGCCGCAUGCCCACGCCCACGCCCACGCCCAAGCGCAAGCCUCUGCCAGCCACGCCUCCUCCGCCGCCGCCUCCGCCUGCACCGCCUGCCAGCUGGGCGGCAGCUUGAACAAUUUAUCGAGCACGCAGGACGAAUCCGAGCAUGACUUUGACUUUGUGAUACCGUCCGGUUGUGCCUGCGAUGAAUGCUUCGCCCUGAGCAGCAGCUGCACGGCGAGCACCUUGGUGGCCGAUGAAUGUUACACACAGACCGCUUCCUCCAUGCUGAAUGCGACGCGCUGUGCGAUAAAUACGGUAACUGCAAUUGCCACCGGCAGCAUGAGCAGCCCAGGUGCAGCAGCAGCAACAGGUGCAACAGCAGGUGCAACAGCAGGUGCAACAGAUGGCAAGGCGAGCUCCUGCUCCUCUUCGGCUUAUUUCUCAACGUCGGCGCCAACUGCCAGCAGCAGCUCGGUGCAAAGCAGCAUGUCGCGCUCUAACAGCAAAAAGCUGAAUAACAAUACUUGCAGCAUAAACAAUAACAAGCUGAGCUUUCGUAGCAGCAGCGCCCAUCUCAGCCAACAACAACAGCAGCAACAACAGCAACAACAACAACAACAAUCCCCCAAGCAACACCUGCAACAGUUGCAACUGGGCGCUUGCUCGUCGAUCUCGCCGCUGCAAUCGCCCACAGCCAAGUCCAGUUGCGACACGGACGAGGAUGUCGAACUGGACGAUCCAAAGAGUCCGAAUAGCGCCUCCUCGUUAUCCGAAACGUUCGACUGGUGGUUCAAUAAGCCAAAGCGUAACUCUAAGAAGUCCAGCACACAGACACAACCACAGACACAGGCACAAUCACACUCACAAACACAACAACAAUCACAGUUUCAGACACAAUUCAAACCAAUUGCAUUUUGGCAUCAGACAUCGCCCACACCGCGCUCUAGUUAUCGCUCUUUCUUCAAUUCUCUUGCCGAUCAAAUUUAUAGCAAACGUUCUACACCGUCUCAAUUAAAUAUAAACAAUGGAUUUAAUUUAACACCAACUCAUAGAUCGUCUCCAGUGAGUAGUUGUUGUGGCAGUAGUAGCCAGGGUCGUUCCAGUCCAGACACGGAUCAUGCCGAGCCGCCCGAAUUUCCGCUGAGUCCAGUGUACUGCCACUCACCAAAAAUGUUGUUCUGCUGCGCAAAUAUAAUAGCCACGAUUAACGCCGAUUUCCAUUAAGCUAAAUAUUACACACACAGAUUUAUUUGUUUAUUUAAGAUAUACUUUAAUUAAAUCCCUAUUUUUAUUUAUAUUUACGCUUUUGAUUUGCAUUUAAGUGUCUACGUAUAAGCUUAUUGAAUUACCCAAUUAUACACAAGCCAUACAAAAAGUCAGCUAACAUAUUUUGUGCCGUUUGAAAUGUGUUGCGAAAGGUACUCGUUAUUCCUUCUAAUUCUAUAAUAAUAACAAUUGUUUUACUGUACCUCGAACUCUAUAGAUACCCUAACCUAGAGUCUAAUUAGCAACUCGUAGCCUUCUUGUAUGCGUAGUUUAUUUCAUUGUUCUCCCGUUUUUCUCGUUGCUUAUUUUUUAUUUGGUUUUCUUAUUGCAAGCAAUUCAAAAGCAAUUCAGUGUUAAUUAAUCUAGUUGGGAUUAGUAGUGUUAGUUGGAUUUUCCAGUGUUGGCAAGCCGAGGCAACUGUACUUUCUUAUGACUUAUUAGCUGUCGUAUCUUGUAACUUUGACUAACCUUUCAUAAUCAUAUAACUGUCAUGGGAACGAUCGCAUUUCUUGUGCAGUGUU
Messenger RNA from Drosophila montana, 2230 nucleotides. Its product is annotated as V-type proton ATPase subunit C-like. The coding region runs from base 234 to 1667 and encodes 477 amino acids. The transcript is spliced from 3 exons. NCBI's taxonomy places the organism in Eukaryota, Metazoa, Arthropoda, Insecta, Diptera, Drosophilidae. The record is from RefSeq and is a predicted model, not a curated record.